UCAGGAGACGAGACGCAUUUUCGUUCUAAUGACACUCACAGGUACCUGUGAUGGCACUAUAACGCCGCAGGCGCUCUGAGGUACGGGUGACAUUUAUCCAUUUCGUUCCUUAAGCCUAAUACAUUGCCCAUCGCUGAAACACUAGUUCUGCGUCAACAGUACGUCGACCCGUACAGUGAUACGUCUUGUCAACAAUACCAAAUGGCCCAAAGACGCUCCCAAGCCUAAUUAAGACCUCGAUGACAAGUAACAAGUAAUACGCCACCCUGUACAGAGAUUUUCUGAAAAGAAAUCCCUUUCCGUUGCAUACUGUUUAUUGGCUUUUCUGAGAAUAACUACUUUCUCUUUCAUAUUGUCAUCGAAACGUACCGAUAACGUAUAUGUACGUCGAUGAUAUGCUUUAUUGGUUGUAUAAUAGUUUUACAUUAUAUCUUGAAAAUCCCCAGUGAGCUGUUUGUUAAAAUAGACAUGACGGAUAUCUCUACACGUGUAAAUUCUAUUUCCGUCGCGGAAAUCCACCGUACAGAUGUUAUAUGUACCCGGAUCGUUGUACUAAAGUUUAUACAGGAACCAGACGUAGACAUGGAGACUGGACAGGUGUUGAUGUUGAUCAUCGGUACUAUUAUGACCCUCAACUUUUCACACUCGAAAUCUGUAGGAAUACCUAAAGAGGCCAUGGAAAGGGCAUCACUGGAAGAAGUGAUUACAAUGCUACAUGAAGUAAUGGAACAAGAUGUGGGGGACAAUGCGCCCUUAACAGUGACAGACGAAAAGUACAUAUUCUACGACAGCUUUGUACAGAAAGAGGAAACAGCGACCGGCGAUGAUUACGUACCAGUAGUUAAUAACAGACGAACAGAUGGUGCCAAGGAAGGAAUGACACUGUGUCAUCUACUGAAAAUAAGGAAAUCUAAGAGAAUCCAGGAAAAGGCUUACCCUACUACAGACAAUCCAAAUAGGAUCAAAGAAACGACGGCAACAACAAGUUCUAUGAAUUCAAUGAGGAACGACCAGCACAGGAUCGUAAAGAGGGACCCUCCCCAGUGGAUGACAGAGUGGUAUGGUUAGGCACAAAACACCACACAUCAGAUUCAACAUUCAUCAUAGGGGGUCAGGUAUCCCGGAAUCCUGCCGGCUGAAAUCUGGAGAUUACGGCUGUGAGUUAAAGGAAAUAGAAAUAUAGUUUCGUCGUGGAGCCCCCAAAGUUCACUAUCAUUUCUGUUGUCGGGCUCUCUACACUGGUUAUAAGAGGUAACAGCUACACGUGUGUAAACUACUCCGAAUUUUCGCCCUGUGGACUCGGCCGUGUGUUGGUAGAGUUACACGACGAUUGCAGUGGGAAUUCAUGAGUCUUUCGUGAAGGGAAACAUCCAUAGAUGUCAUACUAGAGACUUGAUGCAGUCAUACCGGGUUAGGGGUGACGUAACAGUACAGCCUUAGCUUAGGGUCAUUGUUUUGUAGGAUCGGUCACUUGAAACAUACAAACAUGUUCAUUAACAUUAUUUUAGGAAGUUGCUAAAGACAGAUUAAUGAGUAUUCCAGAAGUACAAAGACAUUGCAAAACCUGACAAUUCAUUGGAGGAUGUAUAACAUUUCGUUUUUAAUUGUUUUUACUUUUUAAUUGUUCACUUAAUUCACCAAUCUGCUGGAAAAAAAUUUAACUCUACAUUAGUGGUAAUGAAAGUCUUCCAAUAAAUGUUCAUCUGAAGAUAAAGAUGAUACUCCAUAUCUGUGCAUCUGUCAGUCAUCGAAAGUGAAGAAGAUGAGUCAGCAGUUUGACUUUGUAUGAUGUACGUGUACAUUCCAUCAUGAUAACAUGUCUUUAGUUGGUAUACUUAGUUGUGUUUGUCGAGAGUUUAUUGUCAUCAAAUUAUUAGUGUAAUUAUAAAGUUGUUUUACCUUAAUAAGAUUGAACAUCGGUAUGGUCGUUAUAAAAAAAUCAUUUCACAUUAAUUGAUACGUUCAAAAUAAAAUAUAUAAAAAACGUAA
Pecten maximus is the source of this 1989-nucleotide messenger RNA. RefSeq lists its product as uncharacterized. Lineage: Eukaryota; Metazoa; Mollusca; Bivalvia; Pectinida; Pectinidae. The transcript is spliced from 3 exons. The coding region runs from base 391 to 1068 and encodes 225 amino acids. The record is from RefSeq and is a predicted model, not a curated record.